Messenger RNA from Penicillium mononematosum, 1167 nucleotides. RefSeq lists its product as uncharacterized. The record is from RefSeq and is a predicted model, not a curated record. The transcript has 2 exons. The coding region runs from base 1 to 1167 and encodes 388 amino acids. NCBI's taxonomy places the organism in Eukaryota, Fungi, Ascomycota, Eurotiomycetes, Eurotiales, Aspergillaceae.
AUGAAGUUCUCGAAUGUAGAAUUUGUUGUUAAUAGCUCGUCUGACUCGGCAACUUUCAAGACCCACGACACAAUCAAUGGCGAAAUCGUUUUUACACCUCAUCAAAAAACCAACAUUGAAGACAUAACUAUCACAUUCAAAGGCAUGAUGCGAGUCGAAGUCGAGAACAUGAAUACCCAUCUGGCUUUACCCUUCAAUUCACUCCAGAAACCCUUCCUAAGCAUGGAUAUGCCCAUUUACGACUACUUUGGGGACACAAAUACCCUGAAACCCGGCAAGGGUUAUCGACUCCCCUUCAAGUUUAUUAUCUCCGAGGAACUUCCCAUCCACGCCUGUCGUCACCAAUGCGCCAAUCACCAAAUCCAACAAGAACAUCUGCAGCUACCUGGAAGUCUCAGCUACCAUUCCACGAAAUCCCACAAAUCACACGACAUGUCACCAGAAAUGGCGGAAGUGGUUUACAGUAUCAACUUUGCACUGUGGCAGCGAGAUGGCAAGGCAGGAAGGUCGAAAAUUCUGGAAGCAACACAUCCCGUGCAAAUCCUCCCAACGCGAAACGAACAUCCCCCAAUACUUGUCUCUGGAAAGAAUAAGUAUUAUCGACUCAGAGCGGAAAAGUCUCUCUCCACAGGGAUGCUGCGACAUUCACGUGGCAAACUCGUUGCCUGCUCUACCCAACCACCGGCUAUCCAGUUGCAAAGUCUCCAGCCAACGAAUACAAACGCGUCAACUUCUCUGAAGAUCGAUCUUCGGUUUGGUGCUGCUCGUUUAGUCCAGUCGCCACCAAGUGUUCUCGCCGUCGAAUUUCAGUUACGGGCAAUGACAUUCUUUGGGCUGGAAGCAUGGCAAGAUCAUCCAGACCUGACUGAUGUUUCUACAUGGGGUUUACGACGAGACUUCUGGUCUGAUUAUGUGGCAUUGACACCGAUUAAUGAAUUAAAUUUGGAAUGGAAGUCACAAGAAGAAGGGGACCGCACGAUCUUCACUGCGUCGAUUGAGGCUUGCGUUUCACUGCCUACCCAUCGACGCUAUCCACCUACUUUCCAUUCGUGUUUCGUAUCUCGGGUCUAUGCCCUGAAGGCAACGUUGUUCUAUCGAGCACAUGGAAAUGCUCUGGGUAGAUCAUCUAUAUCGGUUUCUGUUCCAGUCGAGAUUUGUACAGCAUGA